UCCCAGGCAGAGGCGGCAGUGACGCCAGGAAGGACCCUGCCCUUCUGGCAUCCCCGGGGCGUGCUCGGCCCGUUUCCCUUUCGAGCGGGUCGGCAGCGCGGUGGCGGCAGCAGCGGGACAGGGCGAGGGUGCCUCUGCACACCCCACACCUCCCCGCUCCGCUGGGCCCUGCGCUGAGCCAGACCAGCUGUAACUCCGUGUCCUGACCGAAGGCUCCUAGGAUGUCACGCCGCAGGCACCAACCUGAGCCUGGGGACCUGAUCAAGGUCAAGCGACCACUUUACCAGCACUGGGCCCUCUACUUGGGGGAUGGAUAUGUCAUCCACCUGACGUCUGCAGAUGAAGGGAUGCGAUGCCUGUCAGCCAGUAGUGACGCAACAUUGAGCAAAAAGGCCAAGGUGAAGAAGCAGCUCCUGAAGGAGGUGGUGGGAACUGAUGACUGGGAGGUCAACAACAAGUAUGACCGCUCCCGCACUCCCCUCCCAGUGAAGGAGAUCAUCAAGCGUGCUGAGAGCUACAUUGGCAAGGAGAUGACCUAUAAUGUGCUCUGUGAAAACUGUGAGCACUUUGUGACAAUGCUCCGCUAUGGUGAGGGGGUCUCUGACCAGGCCAAGGUAGGAAUUGGUAGCAUGGUGGCACUAGGAACUGGUCUUGUUGUGUCCGCUGGUAUUGCCUGUGCUGCCUUUGGCUUGUCCGGGGGCAAAUCCAGAGAGAAGAAGUACUGACGGCUUGUCAGGAAGAGCUCAGAGCAAGGCAGGAAGCCUGUGGCUGUGGAGGGUCACUGCCCAGCCUCUGCCAAAACUGCCAUUGGGCCUACUAACAACAGCCACUCUUGCCGAAAUAACCGAAUCAAAGCCUUAAUAAAAUCUAAAAAACCCAAAAUAAUAUUACCAUAAAAUCCUCUUCUAUGCAUUUGAGUGUAGCUUUGUGUGCGAGUUAAAUACUUCAGCCUUCCUUCUCCCAUCCCUUUAGAAAGAGUAAGUUGAGCAUCACCAUUCAAUGUGACCCCAGCAGCACCAGCCUGUUUGCCAUAUCUGCUUUUUUUUUCAUUGCUUAUGAUGAUGUUUUGGUAGUUUGGGAGCACUUGCAAGCAAAGUAUCCCUUCCUUCCCUGCCACCUCCCCUCCAGUGCUUUGCUGAGGACUGGUGCAGGCUUUCCACCCACAUCCUCUUUUUCUCAGCUGACUCCUGUGGGCUCUUUCUGUGUAUAAGGGAUUUUAACCUUAACUUUCUGACAAAAUAAAAUAAAAGUAUUGCUGAGCGUA
Messenger RNA from Chiroxiphia lanceolata (lance-tailed manakin), 1264 nucleotides. RefSeq names its product phospholipase A and acyltransferase 1-like. The record is from RefSeq and is a predicted model, not a curated record. Bases 222 to 725 code for a protein of 167 amino acids. NCBI's taxonomy places the organism in Eukaryota, Metazoa, Chordata, Aves, Passeriformes, Pipridae. Gene Ontology annotation, molecular function: glycerophospholipid phospholipase A1 activity; A2-type glycerophospholipase activity. The transcript is spliced from 4 exons. Gene Ontology annotation, biological process: N-acylphosphatidylethanolamine metabolic process. Gene Ontology annotation, cellular component: cytoplasm.